Messenger RNA from Penicillium diatomitis, 183 nucleotides. RefSeq lists its product as uncharacterized. The record is from RefSeq and is a predicted model, not a curated record. The coding region runs from base 1 to 183 and encodes 60 amino acids. NCBI's taxonomy places the organism in Eukaryota, Fungi, Ascomycota, Eurotiomycetes, Eurotiales, Aspergillaceae. The transcript has 2 exons.
AUGGAAAGUCACGAAAGAAACUCAGUGCAAAAGAGAAACGAAAGUUAUGGCCAGAAUCUGACCCUGAGGCAAAUUGGGGCUCAAUUCCCGGACAUUGAUACGGUCUUCUUGCGGCAAGCUUGGGCAGAUAUCAGGGCUUCUCAGCGAUGCACCAGGUCAAGGGCCAAGCAGAGCGGUUAUUGA